GCUUGGACAAGGCUCGCGGCUUUGCUGCUACACGGUCGCUCUGGCACGGUGCACAGAAAUAGAGGCAGAAGAAUCCAUGAGAGAAAGCGCGUGAGCCCAGGGACUUAGUAGAAGGCUGCUGGUGUCUGGCUUCGUGGGUCGGCGAGCUGGCCAGAUGCCGCGAUAGAGCUCCACCAGGCUCCAGCACUUUGCUCCGCGCAUGCAGAGGCUUGCGUCUGCACUUGCGCUGCCACGUCUCAGCGUACUAAUUACCCGACCACCGCACUCGGGCAACCGAACAGAGCGGACCGCCUGGGAGAUCGGAGGGGGCCACUGCGAAGGGGGUCAAAAGUGUGCGCAGUUGUGUGCACAGUUUUGGCAUCAAGGUCGAGGGGUUUGACCUUCUGGCCAUACUAAGAACAGCCAAAGCAACACUGUCAGACAAAGAGCGUCUGGAACGUAGUGGGGGCAGAAUGCGGGCGGAUCCAUCGCCCGCACCCUUAUCCUUGUAGAAGUUGUCUCAUGGCAUUUUUUCGCGACAUCCGAUGUCGCGAAUUUGCGAAAUCGGAUACAAGAAUCUUGGAACAAGAUCCAAGCACCCGGGUCAAGCAAAUGAGCUCGCGAGAGCUCUCAAGCAAAGGCG
Messenger RNA from Amoebophrya sp. A25, 622 nucleotides. NCBI's taxonomy places the organism in Eukaryota, Dinophyceae, Syndiniales, Amoebophryaceae. The record is from the annotation of a GenBank genome assembly.